This is a messenger RNA of Equus quagga, 854 nucleotides long. It is a transcript of the gene CENPX, whose product is annotated as centromere protein X. Gene Ontology annotation, cellular component: FANCM-MHF complex; Fanconi anaemia nuclear complex. Gene Ontology annotation, biological process: DNA repair; kinetochore assembly; replication fork processing. Lineage: Eukaryota; Metazoa; Chordata; Mammalia; Perissodactyla; Equidae. The transcript has 5 exons. The record is from RefSeq and is a predicted model, not a curated record. Bases 51 to 290 code for a protein of 79 amino acids.
GCUGGGGGUCGGGGGUGGGGCUUCGGAGGGCGCGCACCCGGGCGGCGGUCAUGGAGGGCACCGGCGCCGGCUUCCGGAAAGAACUGGUGAGCAAGCUGCUGCACCUGCACUUUAAGGAUGACAAGACCAAAGUCAGCGGGGACGCACUGCAGCUCAUGGCGGAGUUGCUGAAGAUCUUCGUUGUGGAGGCAGCCAUCCGCAGCAUCCGGCAGGCCCAGGCAGAGGACCUGGCCCGCGUGGACGUGGACCAGCUGGAGAAAGUGCUGCCUCAGCUGCUUCUAGACUUCUAGGGGUUUCCACACUUGCUGCGGCUGCCUGUCCAAGUCAUGGCCAAGCCCCGUGUCCACAUGUCUUCUGUGGCCUCUGACCUCAGGCAGGGAAGGUGCUGCUGAUCCCCGAGAUUCUCUUCCCGCCCCGAAGAUGGGCCAGGCCCCAGCAAAUGCAUCUCUCCUCCUGGCAUCCUCUCUGCCCUGCUGCCGACAGCCCGGAUGCAGCGGAUAGGGGGUCAUUGAGGGGAUGGGGGGCCUGUGUGGGGAACCAGGCCCAUGGGGUCUGGCACCAUGACACGUGCCCACCCCUUGUGCCUCCUGGGGCAGCUGAGCACCCACCAGUGUGCAAGAAGCACUGGGUCCUCGGGAAGCAGGUGCCGAGGGAGAAGCCGGGACCAGCCCACCAGAGCAGGUAACCUGUGUGUCUUCUACAAACAAGCAAAGCUGCGUGCAGUCCUGCCACCCUGACAUCAAAGCUAGUGUGUAACCUUUUAACCACUUGAUAUUCCCCUCUGAAGAUGCUUCCCUGAGCUAUAAAUUUGUUCUCACAAAGCAACAUCAAUAAAUCAAAGCUGCCUCUCCCAG